GAAAAUUCCAUGGUUUCAACCCCAAAAUUUUAUAUUUUGACCCUAAAGAAAAAAAGAGAGAACUCAACAGAAUGAAUUAUAAAUGGAAUUGUCUCCACUUGUAAAAGCGGUAUCGUAUCUCUUGCCCUUAAAGCAAAGAACUUGUCUCUCCUUCUCCAUUCACUCCUCUAUUGGAACAUCAACACAAGCACACAAUUCUCUCUGCCUCUCUCUCUCUCUCUCUCUCUCUCGAUGAAGAACCAAAAGGAUCAAAACUCAUCAUUGCCAUCUUCAUCACCAUCUCUAACAGCAAAGCUUCUCAAUGCUCAAUACCAUCACUUCCUCAAUCUCCUUUCGUAUUCCCUUAUCCUCUGUAGUGGCAUAAUCGUUGGCAUACUUCUGCAUUCAUCUCUACAAGACUUCUCUUCUACGUCUUCACUCAGCAUCCAACGCAUCUCUCAGCUCUUCGUCGUCUCCUCUCUUCCUCUUCCUCCUCCUUCCCCUCCUCCUCCUUCUCCCCCUUCUCCUCCCCCACCUUCUCCUCCUUCUGAUGAGCCCGAGCACGAUGGGCUUGAACACUUUAUUAAACCACCAGAGAAGCUUAUGCAUGACAUGGAAGACGAAGAGCUUCUGUGGAGAGCUUCAAUGGAGCCUAAGAUCAAGAGUUACCCUUUUCCUCGAACACCAAAGGUUGCUUUCAUGUUCAUGACAAAGGGUCAUUUGCCUCUUGCUCGUUUAUGGGAGAGGUUCUUUCGUGGGCAUGAAGGUCAUUUUAGCAUCUACGUUCACUCCUAUCCUUCUUACAACCAGUCCGAUCCCGAAAAUUCCGUCUUCCAUGGCCGCCACAUUCCAAGCAAGAGAGUGGAUUGGGGAUAUGUGAAUAUGGUGGAGGCAGAACAAAGAUUACUAGCAAAUGCUUUAUUAGACCUAUCAAACGAACGAUUCGUACUUCUUUCCGAAUCAUGCAUCCCUCUUUUUAACUUCACCACCGUGUACUCUUACCUCAUUAACUCAACUCAAACUCACGUUGAGUCCUACGACCAACUUGGUGGCGUUGGACGUGGCCGAUACAGCCCACUGAUGCAGCCACAUGUUCAGUUACACCACUGGCGCAAAGGCUCCCAGUGGUUCGAGAUGGACCGUGCCAUGGCCCUUGAGAUCAUCUCCGACAGAAUCUAUUGGCCUCUCUUUUACAGUUUUUGUCACCACGGUUGCUACGCCGACGAGCAUUACAUCCCGACACUCCUAAACAUCAAAUCGAGCCUGAAACGACGCAACUCUAACCGGACUCUCACGUGGGUCGACUGGUCGAAAGGUGGCCCACACCCGAACCGGUUUAUUAGACAUGAGGUAACUGCGGAGUUCAUGGAGAACCUUAGGAGUGGUGGUCAGUGUCUUUACAAUGGAGAAGAGACGAAUGUUUGUUACUUAUUUGCUCGCAAGUUCUUGCCUACUGCUCUAGACCGGUUGCUCAGGCUCUCACGUACUGUUUUAUAUUUCUGAUUUUUUUUUUUUGGGCAAAAUAUUUCUGAUUAUAAUUUUUUCUUUUCACAUUUUUUUAUUUUUCAUCUUAAUAUUGUGUAAUCUUUUGAUUAUUCGUAAAUGAGGAGUAUUUUAUUUUGGGUGAUAUU
Camelina sativa (false flax) is the source of this 1610-nucleotide messenger RNA. The record is from RefSeq and is a predicted model, not a curated record. Lineage: Eukaryota; Viridiplantae; Streptophyta; Magnoliopsida; Brassicales; Brassicaceae.